UGCCACAAUUAGGGGAGAUAUCGGCUUGUUUUCUCGCCAUUUGUUUGUUUUCAUUGGAAUACGUAUAAGAUCUUAUAGCAGACGUAUGCAACUGUGUUGGGAAAGUGAUCAGGAUUUAUUUUACUUUUUUACAAGAGUAGACAGUGACGGUGGUGAUAGUUGUUGUUCGAUGGACCUCCGGGCUGUGGCCUUGGCCCCGGGCUGCCUUGUAACGCUCACCUCCCUGUGUCUCGCCCUGGCUUCUCACAAGGAACAUAUCGCGCCAGAGUUGGCUGGAUGGGAGCGGCGACUGUACGCGAAUCUCACUUCCAAUUACAACGCUUUCUCGCGGCCCGUCAUGAGCGCCUCCCAGCGCGUGCACCUCAACUUCAGCCUCAGUCUCAACCAAGUCAUUGAUCUUGACGAGAAGCACCAGAUCCUCACCACGUAUGUCUGGAUUAACGAGCGGUGGGAUGACGCGAACUUGCGGUGGCGACCGGAGGACUUCGACGGGAUUGAGCGACUCAUGUUCCCCGCCGCCCUGAUCUGGCUCCCGGACAUCUUCAUCUUCAACAUUGCAGGAUUCGCAAAUGAAGGGUUUGUGAACGUGUCCGGAAGCCGAGUGCUCGUGCUGUCUACAGGGAAGGUCACGUGGUCGAUACCGCUCCGCAUCCGGAGCGCGUGCCCCGUGGACGCCACGUACUUCCCUUACGACAGACAGUCAUGUGACAUACAUUUCGGCUCGUGGAUAUAUGAUUUCUCACAGAUAGACAUUUCCCUGGAAUCCAAUAUUGCGGACGUAACAAACUAUGUCGUAAACAAUGAAUUUGAUCUCUAUCACGCUUAUUUGCGGCGGACGAUCGAAGGUCCCAGUUGUUGCCCAGGCAAUGAAAGCCAUCCCAUGGUUCACUUGAGCAUCCAGCUGAAGCGGAAAACCAAUUACUAUGACUACAUUGUCAUCGCCCCGACGCUUAAUCUGUGUGUGUUGACGCUUGCAACGUUCUUACUUCCGUGUGAGUGCGGCUGGAAGAUCGCGAUCGGGCUCACGGUCUUCCUGACCCUAUACGUAUUGCAGCUGCUAAUCGCGGAAAACGUCCCGGACACAAACUCUACACCUUUGAUAAGUGUAUUUAUUCUACUUGUCAUGUCGUUAAACAGCAUAUCCCUCAUAACGGCGACCAUCAUCAUGAACAUUAAGCGCCGAUCUUUAGCGGAUCCGCCGCCUCCCGUGCCGCGUAUUCUCAUGCACGUGUGCGAGAAGUACCUGGCUCGUGUCGUCUGCGCACGCAUGACCAACUGGAAACGGAUUGCUUCUACGCCUAACGAAGUAGUAGAGCAGAUCAUGAUAUUCCCGCCGGCGGACGACGUGUCGGAUUCAGGGGAAACGUGUGGCCAGUACGUGCAGCGACAGGAAAUGAUGUCAGACGUCUCAAACGAAUCCGCAGAUCUUCAAAACUCCCAGGAUAUUGAAAUACAACCGCCCCCCUCACUCGACAGAACAGAAACUGCAGAGUCAUCGUUUUCAACAUCAAGUGCCAAUGACAACUCUCUGAAUGAUGUCGCUUGCACGGAUUGCCUGUUAAAACCAGGGCCUUGUGAUACUGCGAGUCACGAAAACUACUCAUUCCAGGGUGAUGAAUCGGACACGUGCACUGUGACCUCGUCGCGUGACGAAAGACGCGGGCUUGCGGAGACGUCAUUAUAUACUCGGCCACGACGAUUUUCAAAACACAGACCUUCAUACAAAAAAGCAAUAAAAUCCGGUCACACUGUGACGUCUAAACGCCAUUCAACUAAGCCUAAAAUCAGAUACAAUGAAUCCCAACUGUCGAAUAUUAGCCGGAAGUAUCAGUGGUACUUCGUUGCCGAUGUUAUAGACACUACGGCAUUUCUAAUAUACGUAAUCGUCAUGUUCCUCAGUAUUGUGACAGUUCUAGUCAUUAUUCCACUUUUUGCUUGAUUACCUUGUUUUAAUAAUGAUACUUUUAGCAGGGAUCUUGAAAACUGAUGUAUGCCAAUGCAACAUAUAAUAAUAAAUAUAAUAAUAUGCGCCUAUAUGUGAAAAAACAACAACGUAACUAUACAAGAUAAU
Molecule: messenger RNA, 2071 nt
Organism: Mya arenaria
Lineage: Eukaryota; Metazoa; Mollusca; Bivalvia; Myida; Myidae
Product: neuronal acetylcholine receptor subunit beta-3-like
Exons: 7
Coding region: 86-1939 (617 amino acids)
Biological process (GO): regulation of membrane potential; chemical synaptic transmission; nervous system process
Cellular component (GO): synapse; neuron projection; postsynaptic membrane
Molecular function (GO): acetylcholine-gated monoatomic cation-selective channel activity; transmembrane signaling receptor activity
Source: RefSeq, a predicted model, not a curated record